This is a messenger RNA of Gorilla gorilla gorilla (western lowland gorilla), 12348 nucleotides long. RefSeq names its product tetratricopeptide repeat domain 28 (gene TTC28). Gene Ontology annotation, molecular function: protein binding. NCBI's taxonomy places the organism in Eukaryota, Metazoa, Chordata, Mammalia, Primates, Hominidae. The coding region runs from base 958 to 8145 and encodes 2395 amino acids. The record is from RefSeq and is a predicted model, not a curated record. The transcript is spliced from 23 exons.
GCCUUACAAGUCUAAGUAUGUCUUUUGAAAUGAUUUCCUGACCACUUAGGUGUUUUUGGCUUUGAUUCCUUAGGAGCCGUUGGGUGCCUCUGAAACUGCAUGCUUUACUUUUUGUGUUGGAGCAGAUGUCGUGGCACUAAGACCCAGAAACCGUUUGCUCUGUGUGGCUGAAGCUGGGCUGGCUGUGCUCGCACUGAAGGGAAGGAAGUCAUUAGUGCAGACUGAGCUGUGGAGUUGGGUUCUUGCAGGAUUUCCUUCCAGCCUUUCCCCACUAAGGUUCUUGGGAAUUAAAAAAAAAAAAAUCUAAACACACAAACCAAGUUUUCCUAUUUACAGUGUUCAGGGAAGGUAGGCAUUUCGAGAAGGGCAGAUCCUUUUCCCAAGUUAUCCAAGAAGGAAGCGAAAACAGCGUAAAGAAGCUCUGAUUACAGAUCUUUGGAAUUUUCUUUGCUAAAUUUUACAAACGAGAAAUACACCCAGAAUUGUGGGAAUUGCUCCAGGCUGCGCGUGAGGGUUUGAUUGCUUGUCUAAUCUUUUUUGAGAAGAGGAGAAUUCGCCAAAAGGGGUUUGGAUGGCAGAAGCCCGGCUGGGAUUCUGUAGCAGCUCGCGUUCUCAGUCUCUUCUCUGAGGGAGGGUCUCUGCAGCCAGCUUGGAGACCCCCUGCUGCAGGCUCCUUUUGCAGGCGCCGGCCGGGAAAAUGCCCCGCUCUGGCAGGAGUACGCCGGUGGCUGCUGGGACUUCCUAGCCUGGUGGGAAGUGUGUUCGUGGUUUGGGGAUACUUUUCAUUGAACUAAAGGCGAAAAGACUGGACUCUCCUGGGGCUUUUCCCUUCGCAGUGAAUAUGGGAAAGAAUUAGGGGGUGGGAGGGAGGCAGCAUGACUUGCAGUCGUCGCUGCCCUGCAUCUGCCCCCAGUCCCCAGCCAACAUCUUGAUGUUCCACGUAUCGGCUUUACAAAUAUGAUGAAAUGGCAGCCCCGGAAGAAGGCAUACUUCCGACAGGGUGUUGCCCUCCAGUACCUUGGACGUCAUGCCGAUGCCCUGGCAGCCUUUGCAUCUGGACUGGCUCAAGACCCCAAGAGUCUCCAGCUUCUGGUGGGGAUGGUGGAAGCCGCCAUGAAAUCUCCCAUGAGAGACUCCCUCGAGCCCACUUAUCAGCAGCUUCAGAAAAUGAAACUGGACAAGAGUCCCUUUGUGGUCGUGUCUGUGGUUGGGCAGGAACUCCUGACAGCUGGCCAUCAUGGGGCCUCUGUGGUUGUCUUAGAAGCCGCACUGAAGAUUGGCACCUGCAGCCUCAAACUGAGAGGUUCUGUUUUCUCUGCCCUGAGCAGUGCUUACUGGUCUCUUGGAAAUACAGAGAAGAGCACCGGAUAUAUGCAGCAGGACUUGGAUGUAGCCAAGACCUUAGGUGACCAGACAGGAGAAUGCCGAGCUCAUGGGAAUCUGGGCUCUGCAUUCUUCUCCAAAGGAAAUUACCGGGAGGCUCUCACUAACCAUAGGCAUCAGUUGGUACUCGCCAUGAAACUCAAAGAUCGAGAGGCAGCGUCAUCAGCCUUGAGCAGUCUGGGCCACGUGUACACAGCCAUUGGAGACUACCCCAAUGCACUGGCCAGUCACAAACAGUGUGUUCUUCUUGCCAAGCAAUCCAAAGAUGAACUUUCUGAAGCCCGAGAACUUGGCAACAUGGGAGCUGUGUAUAUUGCCAUGGGUGACUUUGAGAAUGCUGUGCAGUGCCAUGAGCAGCAUCUGAAGAUAGCCAAAGACCUGGGGAACAAGCGAGAAGAGGCCCGGGCCUAUAGCAACCUCGGCAGUGCCUAUCACUACCGGAGGAACUUUGACAAGGCCAUGUCUUACCAUAACUAUGUCCUGGAGCUGGCACAGGAGUUGAUGGAGAAGGCUAUUGAGAUGCGGGCCUAUGCUGGACUAGGCCAUGCUGCCAGGUGCAUGCAGGAUUUGGAGAGAGCUAAACAAUACCAUGAGCAGCAGCUGGGCAUUGCUGAGGAUCUCAAGGACCGGGCUGCAGAGGGGCGAGCAUCCUCCAAUCUAGGAAUCAUACACCAGAUGAAAGGUGAUUAUGACACUGCACUGAAACUCCACAAGACCCACCUGUGCAUUGCCCAGGAGCUGAGUGAUUAUGCUGCCCAGGGCCGUGCCUAUGGGAAUAUGGGCAAUGCCUACAACGCCCUGGGCAUGUACGACCAGGCGGUCAAAUACCAUCGGCAGGAGCUGCAGAUCUCCAUGGAAGUGAAUGACCGCGCCUCACAGGCCUCCACACAUGGGAACCUUGCCGUGGCCUACCAGGCCCUGGGUGCCCAUGACCGGGCCCUGCAACACUAUCAGAACCACUUGAACAUCGCCCGGGAGCUACGAGACAUCCAGAGCGAGGCCCGGGCCCUCAGCAACCUGGGCAAUUUCCACUGCUCUCGGGGAGAGUAUGUCCAGGCUGCCCCCUAUUAUGAACAGUACCUCCGGCUUGCUCCCGACCUUCAAGACAUGGAAGGAGAAGGGAAGGUCUGCCACAAUCUUGGCUAUGCCCAUUACUGCCUUGGAAACUAUCAGGAGGCAGUGAAGUACUACGAACAGGAUCUGGCACUGGCUAAAGACCUUCACGACAAGUUGAGCCAAGCAAAAGCCUACUGCAACUUGGGCCUAGCAUUCAAGGCUCUGCUGAAUUUCAGUAAAGCUGAAGAGUGUCAGAAGUACCUACUGUCCCUAGCCCAGUCUCUGAAUAAUUCCCAGGCUAAAUUUCGAGCCCUAGGGAACCUGGGCGAUAUAUUCAUCUGUAAAAAAGAUAUAAAUGGUGCAAUAAAAUUCUAUGAGCAGCAACUGGGCUUAGCUCACCAGGUAAAGGACAGAAGAUUAGAAGCCAGUGCAUAUGCAGCCCUGGGCACUGCAUACCGAAUGAUCCAGAAGUAUGACAAGGCCCUGGGUUAUCACACACAGGAACUGGAGGUAUAUCAGGAGCUGAGUGACUUGCCAGGGGAGUGCAGAGCUCAUGGGCACCUGGCUGCUGUCUACAUGGCCCUUGGGAAAUACACAAUGGCAUUCAAGUGUUAUGAAGAGCAACUGGAUCUAGGGCAAAAGCUGAAGGAUCCGAGUCUGGAAGCCCAGGUCUAUGGCAACAUGGGCAUCACAAAGAUGAACAUGAAUGUGAUGGAAGAAGCCAUUGGCUACUUUGAGCAGCAAUUGGCCAUGCUACAGCAGCUAAGUGGAAAUGAGUCUGUGCUCGACAGGGGCCGGGCCUAUGGCAACCUGGGGGAUUGCUACGAAGCCCUGGGUGACUAUGAGGAAGCUAUCAAAUACUAUGAACAAUAUUUAUCUGUCGCGCAGAGUCUGAAUCGCAUGCAAGACCAAGCCAAGGCUUACCGGGGCCUGGGAAAUGGACACAGGGCAAUGGGGAGCUUGCAGCAAGCCCUUGUGUGCUUUGAAAAGAGGCUCGUGGUUGCCCAUGAACUUGGGGAGGCCUUCAAUAAAGCCCAGGCCUAUGGAGAGCUGGGAAGUCUGCACAGCCAAUUAGGGAAUUACGAACAAGCCAUUUCCUGCCUUGAACGCCAGCUGAACAUUGCUAGAGAUAUGAAAGACCGAGCCCUGGAGAGUGACGCAGCCUGUGGCCUGGGGGGCGUUUACCAGCAGAUGGGGGAGUAUGACACAGCCCUGCAGUACCACCAGCUUGAUCUACAGAUAGCAGAGGAAACCAACAACCCCACGUGCCAGGGCCGAGCCUAUGGGAACCUGGGCCUGACUUAUGAAUCCCUGGGCACCUUCGAGAGGGCUGUGGUCUAUCAAGAACAGCACUUGAGCAUUGCUGCACAGAUGAAUGACUUGGUGGCCAAGACGGUGUCAUAUAGUAGCCUUGGAAGGACCCAUCAUGCCUUGCAGAACUAUUCCCAAGCAGUCAUGUACUUACAGGAAGGUUUAAGGUUAGCUGAGCAACUGGGCCGAAGAGAAGAUGAGGCAAAAAUUCGCCAUGGCCUUGGCCUCUCCCUUUGGGCUAGUGGAAACUUGGAGGAGGCCCAACACCAGCUUUAUAGGGCAUCAGCCUUGUUUGAAACAAUCCGACAUGAGGCACAGCUGAGCACGGACUACAAACUCUCCCUCUUUGACCUGCAGACAUCAUCCUACCAGGCCUUGCAGCGGGUGCUCGUCAGCCUAGGCCAUCAUGAUGAAGCCCUGGCUGUGGCAGAAAGGGGACGGACAAGGGCAUUUGCUGAUCUUCUGGUGGAACGACAAACAGGACAACAAGACUCCGACCCCUACUCCCCAGUCACUAUUGAUCAGAUCUUAGAGAUGGUAAAUGGCCAGAGGGGACUAGUGCUUUACUAUUCCCUGGCUGCAGGCUAUCUGUAUAGCUGGCUGCUGGCUCCUGGGACAGGAAUUGUGAAGUUUCAUGAACACUACCUGGGUGAGAACACAGUGGAAAACUCAAGUGACUUCCAGGCCAGCAGCAGUGCAACCCUUCCAACAGCAACCGGCUCAGCCCUGGAGCAGCACAUUGCCAGUGUCCGGGAGGCCCUGGGGGUGGAGUCUCACUACUCAAGGGCCUGUGCCAGCAGUGAGACAGAGAGUGAAGCGGGAGACAUCAUGGACCAGCAAUUUGAAGAGAUGAACAACAAACUCAACUCGGUCACUGACCCCACUGGCUUUCUGCGGAUGGUUCGCCGCAAUAACCUCUUUAACAGAUGCUUCUCUGCCAAGGAGGCAGUGCUGUGUUCUUCACGUGGGAGACCUGAUUCCUCAAUGCCAGACUGCUGCAGAAAUGCUGCCUUGGAAGCCAGGAGCUGCCAGAGCAUGACGAGCCUGUUCAGUAACACUGUGUCACCGACCCAGGACGGGACCUCCUCUCUUCCCAGGAGGCAGAGCUCGUUUGCCAAGCCCCCGCUCCGUGCCCUGUAUGACCUGCUCAUCGCACCCAUGGAAGGGGGCCUGAUGCACUCCAGCGGCCCCGUGGGCCGGCACCGGCAGCUCAUCCUGGUUCUGGAGGGGGAGCUCUACCUCAUUCCUUUCGCCCUCCUGAAGGGAAGCUCCUCCAACGAGUACCUCUAUGAGCGCUUCGGCCUCCUUGCUGUCCCUUCCAUCCGCUCCCUCAGCAUGCAGUCCAAGUCUCACUUACGGAAGAACCCGCCCACAUACUCCAGCUCCACAUCCAUGGCGGCUGUCAUCGGCAACCCCAAGCUACCAUCGGCCGUGAUGGACAGGUGGCUGUGGGGGCCCAUGCCAUCGGCCGAGGAAGAGGCCUACAUGGUGUCCGAGCUGCUGGGCUGCCAGCCCCUAGUGGGCAGUGUGGCCACCAAGGAGAGGGUCAUGAGUGCCCUGACCCAGGCUGAAUGCGUCCACUUUGCCACCCACAUCUCCUGGAAGCUGUCGGCCUUGGUCCUCACGCCCAGCAUGGACGGCAACCCUGCCAGCAGCAAGAGCUCCUUCGGCCACCCCUACACGAUCCCUGAGUCCUUGCGGGUGCAGGACGAUGCCAGUGAUGGGGAGAGCAUCUCGGACUGCCCGCCCCUGCAGGAGCUGCUGCUUACUGCCGCCGACGUCCUGGACCUGCAGCUGCCUGUGAAGCUGGUGGUGCUUGGCUCCUCCCAGGAGUCCAACAGCAAAGUCACAGCCGACGGGGUCAUCGCGCUGACAAGGGCCUUCCUGGCUGCCGGCGCUCAGUGUGUCCUCGUGUCUCUAUGGCCUGUGCCAGUGGCUGCUUCUAAGAUGUUCAUCCAUGCCUUCUACUCAUCCCUGCUGAACGGCCUAAAAGCCAGCGCCGCCCUGGGGGAGGCCAUGAAGGUGGUGCAGAGCAGCAAGGCCUUCUCGCACCCUUCCAACUGGGCAGGGUUCAUGCUCAUCGGGAGUGACGUUAAGCUGAACAGCCCCUCAUCACUCAUCGGCCAGGCCCUCACAGAGAUCCUGCAGCACCCGGAGCGUGCGCGGGACGCCCUGCGAGUGCUGCUGCACCUGGUGGAGAAGUCCCUGCAGCGCAUCCAGAAUGGGCAGCGCAACGCCAUGUACACGUCCCAGCAGAGUGUGGAGAACAAAGUGGGCGGCAUCCCUGGCUGGCAGGCCCUCCUCACCGCUGUGGGCUUCCGGCUGGACCCCCCAACCAGCGGCCUGCCAGCGGCUGUCUUCUUCCCAACCUCCGACCCGGGCGACCGGCUCCAGCAGUGCAGCAGCACACUCCAGUCCCUGCUGGGUCUGCCCAAUCCUGCCCUCCAAGCCCUUUGCAAACUCAUCACUGCCUCCGAGACGGGCGAGCAGCUCAUCAGCCGGGCUGUUAAAAAUAUGGUUGGAAUGCUCCACCAGGUGCUGGUUCAGCUCCAGGCUGGCGAGAAGGAGCAGGACUUGGCAUCAGCUCCCAUUCAGGUCUCCAUCAGUGUCCAGCUGUGGCGGCUCCCGGGAUGCCACGAGUUCCUGGCAGCUCUAGGUUUUGAUCUCUGUGAAGUUGGUCAGGAGGAAGUAAUCCUGAAAACCGGGAAGCAAGCUAAUCGACGGACUGUGCACUUUGCGCUCCAGUCCCUGCUGUCUCUGUUUGAUUCUACUGAGCUACCCAAGCGCCUCAGCCUUGACAGCUCCUCCUCCCUGGAGUCUCUUGCUUCUGCUCAGUCUGUUUCCAACGCCCUGCCCUUGGGUUACCAGCAACCCCCCUUCUCUCCCACCGGUGCGGACAGCAUCGCCUCAGAUGCCAUCUCUGUGUACAGUCUGAGCUCCAUUGCCUCCUCAAUGAGCUUUGUCUCCAAACCCGAGGGUGGAUCAGAGGGUGGAGGCCCCGGAGGACGGCAGGACCAUGACCGGUCCAAGAACGCUUACCUGCAGAGAUCCACCCUGCCUAGGAGCCAGCUGCCUCCCCAGACCCGCCCUGCAGGCAACAAAGAUGAAGAAGAAUAUGAAGGGUUUUCUAUCAUCAGUAACGAGCCGUUGGCAACCUACCAAGAAAACCGAAACACAUGCUUCUCACCAGACCACAAACAACCCCAACCUGGGACAGCCGGAGGCAUGAGAGUCUCGGUGAGCUCCAAAGGGAGCAUCAGCACUCCAAAUUCUCCAGUGAAAAUGACUCUGAUUCCCAGCCCCAACUCACCCUUCCAAAAGGUGGGAAAACUAGCAAGCUCAGAUACAGGAGAAUCAGACCAGUCUAGCACAGAAACGGACAGUACCGUGAAAUCCCAAGAAGAAAGCAACCCAAAACUGGAUCCACAAGAGUUAGCCCAGAAAAUUCUGGAGGAGACACAGAGUCAUCUCAUUGCGGUGGAGCGUCUUCAGAGGAGCGGCGGCCAGGUGAGCAAGAGUAAUAACCCUGAAGACGGCGUUCAGGCGCCCAGCAGCACUGCUGUCUUCAGAGCGUCAGAAACCAGUGCGUUCAGCAGGCCUGUUCUCUCCCAUCAGAAGAGUCAGCCAUCACCAGUCACUGUUAAACCAAAGCCCCCAGCCAGGAGCUCCUCCCUGCCCAAGGUGAGUUCUGGAUAUAGCAGCCCCACCACCUCAGAGAUGUCCAUCAAAGACAGCCCGAGUCAGCACAGUGGCCGGCCAUCGCCCGGCUGCGACUCACAGACUUCCCAGCUGGACCAGCCUCUCUUUAAACUGAAGUACCCCAGCUCUCCUUACAGCGCUCACAUUUCCAAAUCACCAAGGAACAUGUCCCCAAGCUCCGGCCACCAGUCUCCUGCUGGCAGUGCACCCUCCCCAGCUCUCUCCUACUCCUCAGCUGGAUCUGCUCGCUCAAGUCCAGCAGACGCUCCCGACAUAGACAAACUGAAAAUGGCAGCCAUUGAUGAAAAGGUGCAGGCUGUCCAUAACCUGAAGAUGUUCUGGCAGAGCACACCCCAGCAUUCCACAGGGCCAAUGAAGAUCUUCCGGGGGGCUCCUGGCACGAUGACUUCCAAAAGGGAUGUCCUCAGUCUGUUGAAUUUGUCACCACGGCACAAUAAGAAGGAGGAGGGAGUGGAUAAGCUUGAACUGAAGGAGCUGUCCCUGCAGCAGCAUGACGGAGCUCCACCGAAAGCCCCUCCCAACGGACACUGGCGCACCGAGACCACCUCGCUGGGCUCACUGCCGCUGCCUGCCGGCCCUCCCGCCGCAGCCCCUGCGCGCCCUUUGAGACUUCCUUCUGGAAAUGGCUACAAGUUCCUGUCCCCAGGAAGAUUUUUCCCUUCUUCCAAAUGCUAAAGCAUCUUUUAUACCCACUGACUCUGAGCAGCCUGCAGAUGGGGGCCUGGCGUUUGCUUCAGCCCUUCCUUGAGUGCAGUCCCCCCACAGCCACCGGCACCCUCGUGAUGCUGUGCUCUGCGGGCGAGGGGCACCACCACGUCCAAAGGCUGCCACACACACUGGUGGCUUUUCUGGGCCACAUUCACCAAAAGCCAGGACUUCUGUGGGGCUGGUACAGGAGGCUCAUGGAAUUUCCUACAUACUUCACCAAAUGUUUGUUUACCUUUGAACUCCCUGCUUCUCAUCUUUGAUAUGAUUCUUCACCAGGAUUUUGUACAAAAAUGAUCAUGGUUCUGGGGUGGGGAGAGGAAAGGGAGCACAUAUUUUGCUAAGAGGUAUAUAUGCAGUACCUUUUAUACACAGAAAUACAAAUAGAGCUUUUUCUAAGGCUUUCGGUUGCUGGUUGGGGGUGGGAUAUAUGAAAUUUCAGUUGAAUUCUACAGGAAAGUGUUGUUAUAUUAGCCAAAAACAGAAAAAUGGUUUUUAAAAUGCCAAUGAUUUGUAAUUAAAUUGUAGCAAUUUUGGUCUCAUGAUAGUGUAAUAUCUCAGCAACAAUGCAAUAAUUCACAUUGAAACAGCGCUUCCAUUCUGAACUCUGCUCUGCAAAUGUCCUUUGGGUCCCGCUGUCAACCAAACUUGAAUUUUCUUAAAAAAAAAUUAUGUAACUCUUAUCCAGGCAUUUUAGAACUAUGCAAUUGUGAUUUAAAAUGCAACUUUGUGCUUUUAAAACAUUAUUGACCUUUUUUUGUAUAUGGAUAAACAACUUGGUUUUAUUAUCAAUAGUACUUUGCAUUUAUAGCUAUUAUUUUUAAAAGCUCAAAAAGUUUUUUAAAAUGUCAAAUUUUGAAUAGUCAUCAAUAAGUAAUUAUCAAGUUUGGAAGGAAAGGUUGAAAUGACUCCGUUUCCUUAUAAGCAAAAAAAAAAAAAAAAAAAAAAAAAAAUUUCCAUGGCUAACUAGAUUUAACCAGAAUCCCGCCUUCCAGCUCCUGUUCCCUUUUAUUAGCUGCUGAAUUUUAUUCUCCUCUUUUCCCAACUCCAGGUCCCUCAGUUGUCUUAUAUCUAAAUCCGUUGCCAGGUCCCCACAAUCCCAGCACCUGCCUCUGUGAGCUGCCCCCAGGCCCUCACCUUGGCCCUGGCCAGCCUCCUGUGCUCCAGCUGUCCGAAGGACUGGCCCCUCCCCCACUGCUGAAGCCACACGUCCAGAUCCUAAGCAACAGGGCCUUUUGCUGGGAUGUAUGCCUGGAUUACGGCCAACCGGGAAGAGAGAGAUGUAUCUUAAAAAGUGGAGGUGGACUUCUCCUACAGCUCUGACGGUAACUUAAAUUGUUGCCAGCUUGAGGCAAGACAAGGGAAUCAUCUAGUUAGGGGUAACCAUUAAUUUAUUUUAUAAAGAAAGGAAAUGCUGAAAGUCGUAUUAGUACUGAGUUUUGUUGGAGAAUUUAGAUAAGUAUCUUUUAGGUAAUUCUAAAAUUAAAAUCCUACCCACCUCACUACAGGGUUCCUCAUGAAGGUGGGCGGCCACCUGGCCUGGGCCACCAGCAGCACAUGGAGCAGACCUGAGGGGCCUGGCAGGGGGCACUGACCUCAGGAUCCCCAGGUGGGGGUUUUAACCAUGGGUGGGAUCUCAGCUUCUGCGCAUACACUGACAAUCUCACCUGUUCCUCAGUGUACUCCUCUGAAAAGAAGAAAGGAUAAUAUUUAUCCAAUCUGUGUUCUCCUGAGCUCCAUCCUAGGGGUUUUUAAUUUAACCAACAGCCAUGUUGACAAACGCCAACAAUAAGCAUGUCUUAUUCUAGCCCUGAUCCCAACACUGAAAGCGAAGUACUUUAUAAAGAAGCCAGCAAUUAUGAGGGUUUCUUUAUGUUAGUAGGGGAAAAAAUGGUAAUAAAAGUACCAGUGUAGCAAGUGAAGACCAAAUUUAUAGCACUGUGCAUUAGAUAGCAAAAUCAGGUUCUUAACAAUGAAAAGUAAACCUCAAGUUUCUAAAUCCAUAUGCAGAUGGUUAGGCUGUCCCUCUCUUAGCAAAUCUCUCAGCCUCCUUCUUUCCCAAGUGCCAAGGAUCCCUGGAGUAAAGCUCUGGGGUCUGUGCUCUCUUUCUGUGAGGGGAAGGCUGCGGCCCUAUUUGCCCCUCUCUAGCAAACACCCCCACCACCCUGCCGCUUCCUGUGGUUAUUGAGCCAGCUAGGAGUUACUCAUGGACUCUAACCUGGUUUUAGUCCCAUGUACAUUGUUGUUUUAGGUUUCAUACUGAAGAGCCAAUGGUUUAUGUGGUUUUAUUCUGUCUUAAAUAUAAGUUUCAAGGAAGGGAAAACAAAAGUGAUAAAAUGAUAGAACAGUCUAGAGGCCACUGUAAAGUCACUGCCACUUUAUGUGUAUGUCAGUCUUGGUGUUCCUGUAUGAGUAAAAUGGAUGUAAAAUCAUAAAAUCACAGUGAAUGUUUCAGGCUACACUGGAAAAAGUAUGCACUUAGAAUUAAAGGAAAUUGUAUAAUUCACCAAGAUUUCUUUGUGUAGAUCAGGGGUUGGCAACUAUGACCCACAGGCUAAGACUGGUCAGCGGUCUGGUUUUUCACAGCCAUGAGCUAAGUUACCUUUUUAAAGGGUUAUAUAAGUAAUUACAUCAUAUUUUUGAUUUUGCCUUUGGCCCACACCACAUAAAAUAUUCAAUACCUGGCCUUUUUUUUUUUUUUUUUUUUUUUGAGACAGAGUCUCGCUCUGUCACCCAGGAUAGAGAGCACUGGUGCGAUUUUGGCUCACUGCAACCUCUUCCUCCUGGGUUCAAGCAAUUCUCCCUGCCUCAGCCUCUAAGUAGCUGGGACUACAGGCACCCACUACCACGCCUUGCUAAUUUUUGUAUUUUUAAUAGAGAUGGUUUCACCAUGUUGGCCAGGCUGGUCUCGAACUCCUGACCUCAGGUGAUCCGCCCGCCUUGGCCUCCCAAACUGCUGGGAUUACAGGUGAGCCACUGCGCCCAGCCAAUACCUGGCCUUUUAAGAAGUUUGCUGACUCCUGGUAUGGAUGACAGAAAAUGGAAUAACGUUUUGUUUCUCCAGUCUAGGAAGAGCAAGUCAGGUAGUGGAUAGACUGACUGGCGUCCGGGGAGCCCAGGGUAUGUGAGGGCCAUGUGGAUGGAAGCAAAUGCCUCCUGCAUAGCCCUUGGCUCUUUGUCCCACUUGGGAGGAGUCCAUGGAUGUAAUAUUUACAAAACAGUUUUUGCUUACCAUUUGCAGAAAGCAUUGCAUAUAUUUCCUUUUAGCUCAGGAAACUGGCAUGCCCCACCCUCUGCUACUCCAUCAGAUGUAAAUACAAUGACUAUAAGCCGUACAACUCCCCUCUCUUAGAAACCUCAGCAGGACCACAGAGCAAGGGAGUCAAAGCUUUCUUAAUUAUCUCCAGUAAAUGACUCAACUAAUUUGAUUUUUUUAAUUAAGUCAAAAUACCAAGAGAAAAAUUGCUACUAAAACUUACAUUUUGAUCCACACUGAUGUGCAACACAAAAUGAAAGUUUUCACCUCCAGUCCAUUUUUUAAAAAUUCACGGUCCACACUGAAACUUGCUGGGUUUUAGCAGGAGACAAAGGUGUCACCCACGCUGUCCUCAUCCUGCUCUCUCUGUCCCAGUGACGCUCCAGUGUAUGAUCACUGCAGCCGGUCCCUGGCCCGUGCCGAUUCUGCCACCUCCCAGCCACACACAUUUGCAGACCCACAAGAAGAACUGUAGCCUUGAUAAUUUCAGUUCAGGUUGGAAAAAUGCCAUGCAAUAAUCUGGUUUGUUUUCAGUAAGUAGGCAACAAGUGAAAACUGUAUAAUUUUCAUCACCUAUUCUGCUGUUCUAUCUAAAAUGAGUGUACCUGUGGUUUGUGAACUGGGCCCUUGUUUGUGCCAGAUCCUUCAAAGAUGUUCCCUGUCAGGACACCUGUGGCCCUGCCCCUCCUCAGACACCUUCCCACUGGCAUUCACGUUCCUUAUAUGCAGUGUUAGCCAUCUUUGGCCUACGUGGACUUUUUUUGUAAAUUACACCGUUUCCAGACAUUAAACUUUUUAUAUUAUGAAAUUUACCAUGUAAAAAGAACUUCAUAUUUUUAUUGAGAUUGCUAAGGCACUUGGCCUUCCUCCUUUGUGAUUUUCAGUGUCUAUUAAAGCAUGAGUUCCCUCAGUUUUAA